CCUCCGAGUCUCUGGAGGGCUCUAGUGCGUUCGUCGCCCUGUGCCCCGCCGUCGGGUCUUCCCAGAAGGAAUCCAACUACCACGUCCUGAGGAAAAUGGUAAAGCGCACCGGGUACCUUGUUAACAGUGUGGCCGACGUUUUUCGGGGUGCUCUCCAGAUGGUUGGGAACCACCAACCCUGCUUCCUCCUGUCCCUCCCAGAAUGAGCAACAUCACGAAAGCCUCAGUGGAGCUCACCAUCAAUGGGAUACAGGCCCUCCAGCUUCAACACAGAGGCCUGAGUGGCUACCGGGUCAAGUACAGCACAUCAUUCGUGGAUGAAACUUUGUUUGGCAGGCCUUUGGGGGCUCGGCCAGACCCGCCGGAGUUUGACCCUCCCUGGGCAGAGAAGGCCAAGCCCAGGAAGGCAGUGCCAUUAACCCUUAAUAAAAAGGAAGUAAAAUGGAACCCGGAUUCAUAUCCCUGCAGAGGCAGCAGCAGUAUUCCUCCUCCAUCCACGGACAACAACUGCAUCUCUCCUCCUACACCCGGGAAAAAAAAUAAAUACAGGCUUAUCAGCCACAAGUCAUCCUACUGUGACGAGACCCUCUUCGGCACACAAGAGAAGGGAUCCCCCAGGAAGGUACCAUGGAUAAAGAUGGAAGAGAUUCCAAGACUCGAGCCCCUCUUCUGGACCCCACCAUCAGUGCCCGGGAGUAGUUGCUCACCCCAUCCUAAGGAGACCCCACUGUGGACCAUUCGCUCCAUGGUUUCCUCUGUGCCAAAGAACAGGAGCAAGUCAGACAUUUGGCAUAGGCCCUUGGAGGAGUUGGACUCUGUAGAUCCCCUCCAGAAGGGGAGUUCCCAGUCACUCACCCACCUGAAUGGCUCCCCUACAAGGCACUCCCUCACCACCAAAACCCCACACCAGGGUAGGCAGCGAGAAGCUUGGGUUCAGUCAGCCUUGGUGAUUUUCCAGAGCCCACUGGCAACCCCCACCCCCAGGACUCGUUCUGUCAGCUUCUCAGAACCAGUUAGUCACCGGAAAUAUUUAGCCACCCCCAAGCCAAAGCCACCCUGGAAAUGACUUGUGACUCUUGCCUUGAUGUCAACUCUGGGAGCAUGGAAUGGGAAAGGUGCAUGGGCUUGGUGCCAGGCUUGAAUCUUAUCCCAACCCAGAAGACUUCAUGAGAAUGGGAAAGGCACAUCACCAGGCUCCCCAGUCCUUGACAGCAGCCCUGAUUGAUUCACAUACAUAAAUAUCAGCUCUAAGUACUGUUGGUGUAUAGACCCCAUACCCUGGAGAGACAGUAAUGUUCCUUAUUCUACCCUGUUCCCAUUUCCAUAGUUGGAGGAAGACACCAUGCUACCCAAUAAACUCUACUGUUGCCAA
Gracilinanus agilis (Agile Gracile Mouse Opossum) is the source of this 1372-nucleotide messenger RNA. RefSeq names its product RBPJ interacting and tubulin associated 1 (gene RITA1). Gene Ontology annotation, cellular component: cytoplasm; nucleus. Lineage: Eukaryota; Metazoa; Chordata; Mammalia; Didelphimorphia; Didelphidae. Gene Ontology annotation, molecular function: tubulin binding. Bases 203 to 1066 code for a protein of 287 amino acids. The transcript is spliced from 3 exons. The record is from RefSeq and is a predicted model, not a curated record. Gene Ontology annotation, biological process: negative regulation of Notch signaling pathway; nuclear export; Notch signaling pathway.